GGCUUUGCCGACGCGAAGGAUUAUUUCACUGACAUUACAAGGAAUUUUAGCCGUCAACCUGCUAUGGAACUUUCCUAUAUAUUUAUGAUUACAGUUUUGUUAAAUGCAGUGUCGGAUGUAUCGCCGAGGUGGUGUGACAGUCAUUACGAGACAGAAUGUAAACAGGAGGUAUGUCUAGGGCCGGCAGGAGAGGACGAGACAUGUCAGGAGAAGACCACACGAUGUAUCAAGUCUAAGAGGAUAGAAUGUAUUCACGGCAACUGCGGUUAUAACAGAUGUAGAUGUGACGCAUGCUGGGAUGGAGGGAAAUGUGACCAAUACAAUAAUAUUCACCAUCCUAGCUUUGCGAGGGAGAAAUACGAAGCAGUCGCAGUUCCAGGAACCCGGGGUGUUCUCCGGGGUAUUGCAGCAUUUGACAAGGACAGCUCUACGUGUGUGAUAACACGUGCGCCCACUUGUCCGUGCGCCCAGAUAUACUACACAAUCGUGGACGCUGACGACCUGCCCUGGCGGUUUUAUAUUAAUCCCCGGACUGGAGACCUGUCGUAUGACGUUCUAGACGUGGGGACGGACAAGGAAUUUCUAGUUGAGAUUGCGGCUGUGAACACACAUCAUAACGGGACGGUUGACCUUGAGGGACAGCACGCAGGCUUCGCUACGGUCAGGGUUUUAGUCACUGACGCGACGGAUAAUACAAAAAAAUCCCACUCACUCGUCUCUCUUCAUCCCAAUCGCGACGUCAUCAGUUGGAGAGACGGGCCAGACACAUCACAGUUCCAACACAGACAUCGACGAAGAAGAGCUGCUGGUCCAGGACUGCCGACUACGACGGAAGUGUCGCUAGUCAAGCUGACUCCCUGGGAGUCCGUAACGACAAUCCGACCAACCGAUGCUGUCCCCUUCCAACACACAGUUGCGCUACCAGAGGGCUCUAGGAACAUCAGUGUAACGGUUUACAGCGCCGUGGAGACGACGUCAGUUUACCAGAUUUGUAACCCUUCCGUGGUGACAGUUGGCAGUAACUUCGGGUCACUGUCAUCCGCCGAUAUAUCCGUCAGCCAAAUCUCGUCUGACGGAAUCACACGGUUUGAUGAGGCCAUAUUCCACUUUGGAAAUGUAACUAACGACGCCAGUGACGUCAUAAAUUCUGCUGCCAGUCAGAUUGUGCUAGAGUUCACGCUUGUGGCACUAAAUAAUGAUUUGUUGACGUCAGGGAACAACUACUCUGUUUACGUGGUGACGUCACACAGUGAUGAGCAGUACCUGGUGGAGGAGGGGUGGUUCGAGUACCACGAUAUAGACACGGAUGCGGGACUAGGAUACGUGUUGUUCCUCACCGGACCGUCGCAGUUACUGCCUGGAGCCUCUGGCACCUGGGACAUUGAGGUGGUAAUAUUUGUCGGAGUCUCGGCGCUGUCGGUGUCAGUGGUGAGCAUGGCUCCCAAUCAUCUCACAAUCUGCGAUAUGUUUCUCGUGAAGGAAGGGGACCUGAUAGCGUGCUAUGAUGAAGGUCCUCUUGCGGCCAAAUCUAUUGCUUCCGGCCUUUUGCUCAACUUCGGUGAUGUCGUCAAUACGGGUUAUAACUUAGGAAAUGUAACCAGUAAUGAGGAGAGAAGUGUAACAGUCCGUGUGAUUGGUUCGAUACCAGCCAAUGCGAUGAUCGGAGACAACUACACGCUGAAGGUUGAAGGAGUGAAAAACGGACUGACAGUCAGCGAGGUGCUACAUAAUGUUACAGUGAACAUCUCUGAACCCGUGAUCACAGCUGUCAGUCCAGCGUUAAGGCUGUCGGCCACAUCAACUGUACUGAUUGGUGGAAGGAGUACUAUUGACUGCGUACUGUUCACGAGUCCAAACCACACAGCGGCUUACAACGUGACUUUCCGAUCCGUGACUGGGUCAUUAUACACGCUCCGCUUCUGUCACGGUACAGUGAACAACACGGGCGACAAUCUCAACUGUGGCGACACCAGCAGCAUAGUUUACGUAUCUCAGGACAAACAGGAGUUGACGUUAGUUUAUGACGUUUUAUCUAACACUGGUAAAAUAUCAGACAUCUCAGCCAGCGAGGUCAACAUGUCGGUGAUCUUUGCUGUUCUGGAAGACGGGACUGUAUCUGAUGGUGAAGUCAUCACAAUGGAAGCAACCGUGACUACAGGAGGUAGUUAUGUGACCACCGCCAUUGAUCUGACGGCACAAACACCCAAUGUUACCAAUGACGUGAUAACUGCAGUUGUUGCUAAUACAGCAGGGAUAACCAGUAUUUACGCUGGUGGCCAAGGCAUGUACGAUGUCACGUUGACCCUAGCCCCACACGCUAUAUACUCAAACAUGCAGCUAACAGCGCAGGUGGUGAACACACCACCUUUUUUACGAAAGGGACUAUGCAGUCUCGCACUUUUAGAGGAGGAAUGUUGGUCUACAACCAAGAUCAACCAGACAAGCAAUGUCUUUAACCCCGCAUUUAAUGACGUCAUGAGCCUCAGUGCGGGUACUGUGAUUAAUUACGAUGGUGUCAGCGCGAGCAUCACUGUGCGCGUGGUGGUGGUGUUAUUGACGGACAACUUUGUGGACGGAGACGUAGUGGAGACUGGACUACUGCUGUCAUACAAUGACGUCACUCUCGAUAUCGGGCCGGCGUCGUCAAUAUUCUCUAGUGCAGUACCUUUGAUACCACAGAUUCCACUCUUUAACGUCACUCAAACAUCUCCCCAAAAUGAAGUCACCGAAGACUCUAUAGCGCUGUUUGGUCUGGACAUAACAACUCCAAAACUAACGUUGACGUCUUACAGGGUACGCGUCACAGUCAACAACCCCGCAGUGUCUGUAUGUUGUAUUCGCCUCAAGUCUCUGGGUAGUAACAUACCAUGCCUCUCUGACGAUAUCCAACAUACCGUAACGGCAUACGCGACAGGCGUGGGAAAUGAGGAGAUUGUGUAUGACUUGCUUACGGUCUCAAACAUAGACGUUGAUGAUACCAUAUUUGCGGACAUGCUGAACCUAGAGGUAGCCACUCAGUUCCGGGACGGUUUUGAAAUAUCCAGCUCAACAGAUUAUAGCGUCAUAUUUGAAGUGUUUUACUCUAACCAGCUGUGGAGUAAUACUCUCUCAUUAGCCGUCGCCACCAACUCGUCCUCAAUCCCUGUCGCUCCAGUGAUGACGCUAGAGAAACACAACAAUGUACAUCAGAUAUGUCGGGGCUGUGGUGCAGUCUACGUCAUCAACAUUUACACGUCACCAGGAUCAAGCGCCUUCUACAGCCUGCAAGUGAACACACAAAUGGGCAUAUCCUCUAUCGGCGACAUGCGAGUGAUCGCAGGAGGAAGUAACGUCCCCUGUCUUAAUGAUAAUGGAAACCUUACACUUAUAUCGGCCGACAAUGUCACAUUCCACAGUGCUACAAAAGACAUAGGAGUUGUCCCCAACGCUGGGACGGUGGGCCCGACACUGGUGGAUGAAAAUAAGAUCAGAGUCGAGGUAGUGGUUGGUGUACCGGUUGAUGCCAGUGCGACGGAGGGCCAGAGUUGCACUGUGUCCGUGGUGCUGACGUACGGAGAGUCUCAGUCCACACUUCAGGAGUCUUUGUCUUACACAAUCACCCUCAGCACUCUUCCGCAACAGGUAAAAACCGCUGGUGUCGCUAUAAUGAUGAUACCACCAAAACCGAACCCUGUGCUAAGUUUCAUCGGCGAGCACCAGACAUGGGAGGUCAUGGUAAUUCUACCAGAAACUACAGACAGCUUUGAAGUGAAUGUGUCCUUGCCAGUUGCUUCAGGGGAAGCUCUGAUGACAGGGACAAGCGCAUCUAUCUCCUUCGUUGGAGGGAAUAUCGCGUUCCCGUCAAAUGUCCAAAUUCAAACAACGCCUGUCUUCGGGACAGGAAACUCUCAAAUGACUACAUUCUUAUUGAAUCUUGGAUGCAUUUCGAAUGUUGGGACAUUCAAUAGGUACCAAUUUCGUCACAAGAAUGACACUGAUGACGUUAUCAUUAUAGAAGUGUCCAUUCAAAUAGCAGAUCAUGUUUUGAAUAUACACGGGGCAGAAAACAAUAUCACAUGUCACGUGACCAGUAACGGUGGAGUAAGCAUAGAGACAUUAAGUUAUCUCACGAUACAUCUGACCGGCAAUGAAGUCGCCGAUCUUAAUUUCACUGCUUGGAAUGAAGGUUUCAUCCACACCGAUAAAAUGUCUGGUGACACCAUCAAGCUCUAUGGGUCUUUGGCACACACCGGAAGCUCGAAUGCCCAUGGUACGGAUAUAGAGGUACAUUAUAUGCUUCCCUUCCUGUCGACGUUCACCAUAUUGACUAACUGGACUGUCAAAGAACCCGUAGUCACUGUUCUACCAGUAGGUCGAGGCGUUUUAUUGCAGUUUCCAGUGGUAUUAUUCACAGACGUGUUAACGUUUGAAUUCAACAUAACAAUAGAUCCACAAAACGUUUUACCGGAAGGAAUGUCUAAUGUUGCUACGGUUACAUUAGCGGAUAUGACGUAUUACACAUAUCAGCGCCAGAGCCGGAUAGACACGGCUCCACAUUUUACGCCUCUUACGAUGUUAGAAUUUGGGUUCGAUACUGCAUAUUGCAAUUCCAAGUUCGGUAUAGACACGGUACUACAGGACUGCCAAAUCACCGCCUCGUCCUUCUCCCCGGGGAGGACGCCGGAAAAUAUUAAAACCUCUUCAGUGGUAUCCUGGGAACCAGCAUAUAGGUAUCAUCCUUUCUGUGGUCAGGAAUAUAUACAGGUUAACUUCGGUAACCAAAUGGCGGUCAAAGGAAUCAUUAUUAUGUCGGCAGGAGAUGACGCUAUUAAUUUUGUGACCAACUUUACCCUUCAGUAUAGUGAUGAUGGUUUAUCCUGGUUUAACGUUACAGACACGGACACAUACGUCACGCAGGUGUUUUACACGAAUUUUAAUAUAACAGACAAACAGGUGAACGACACACAUUUUACACAACUAGAUUUGACACAUGUGUUCGUAGCUAGGCAAGUGCGCCUCAUUCCCAAGUCUUAUUAUCGAACUUGUAAACCGUCGAUACGAGCCGCCUGGGUUGGGUGUCCGGUUGAAAUCAACAGUGGACUAGAUCCCUGUACCCCUCCAGUAACCAAGCCUUUUCAGUUGUUAGCACGAAGUUACGUCAUGGACAGUGUGGGCGGUACCAUCUUUGUUUGUAUACUCGUCCAGAUCGAUGAUGAAGUGCAGUGUUCUUUGUCAGAAGAUUAUGGGGACACAUGGACUGAUAUUGAUUUAACGGUGGGGAACAUAAAAGGCGUGACGUCCAACAAUACUGUGGCCGGUAUAUCCGCAGACGGCCUGUCCCGGAUGUGUUCCUGGGACUCCGGCCUCACAUGGGAGACAUGUCAGCUUGACCAGUACAAUUUAAUAGUCAAUGGCCCCACCUACUCCGCGGCCAUAGAUGUACAAUUUGUGAACCUUAAGGGACUGACUAAUGACUUUCUCCAUGGCAUCUAUGGAUUCACGACCCCAACACAUCUAGUGUCAGCCAACAACAAUGGGAUUGCGGUAAAGGACAUCGCCGCAGGAGUGUGGACUCAGGUGGCGUGGUGGGGGGACAGUGACUGGGAUAUGUUAUAGACGUUGUCGCCAUAUAAAUUCAUGCACAUGGACUAGUACAAUCCUACGGACAUAAUGAAUGAGCUAAACGGGGACACACCGGCAUUGUUAAGGACGGAAGAAAUAGUAUGAGAUAGACAAACCGUACUAAAAUAUAUACAGUAUGAAUGUCUGUGUUCCCAGUUCCUGUCAUAUUUUAUUAAAAGUGUUGGUUAGGAAUAUUUGUAUUAAUGAAGCAAACAAAUUUCUAUAGUGGAUAUUGCCUAAGAAUUG
Messenger RNA from Pecten maximus, 5847 nucleotides. RefSeq lists its product as uncharacterized. Gene Ontology annotation, molecular function: calcium ion binding. The transcript has 27 exons. NCBI's taxonomy places the organism in Eukaryota, Metazoa, Mollusca, Bivalvia, Pectinida, Pectinidae. The record is from RefSeq and is a predicted model, not a curated record. Gene Ontology annotation, biological process: homophilic cell-cell adhesion. Gene Ontology annotation, cellular component: membrane. Bases 64 to 5595 code for a protein of 1843 amino acids.